AAGCUAUCUAAUCUGCCCCACGUACAUCUAUCACUCCAACUAAAGGCUAGGAAUAGAAAAAUUAAAGGAGAUGAGCAUGGCAUGUUAUUAUUUCUCACCAUGUUCAUUCUCGGUUCAAAUUAUGCUUCUACUUGCUAUGUUGUCUUCCAUUCCACUUUCAUGUGCUACACCUUUCAUCAUCCUACAUGGCCUUGGAAUGCAAUGCAAUGAUGAAGCAAGCACUUUUUAUCAGACGUCGCUAAGCAUGUUGGCUGGAAUUAAAGGACCAUGUGUUGAAAUUGGAGGUGGUGCAUAUGAUUCGUGGAGCAUACCCAUAGAACAACAAGUUGAAACUGUUUGUGCCAAGAUUAGGGGAAUGCCAGAGCUUCAACAAGGUUACAAUCUAGUUGGUCUCUCCCAGGGAAAUAUAAUAGGACGAGGUGUGAUUGAGUUGUGUGACAAUGUACCACAAGUGAAGAAUUUCAUAUCAGUAGGUGGUCCUAAUGCCGGUGUUGCUUCAGUUCCUGCUUGCAGUAAUGAGGCUUGGUGUGAUGGUGUAGGUUCUGUAUCUGGAAUGGGAGUCUACUCCGACUACGUCCAAGCUCACUUGGCUCCUAGCGGCUAUACGAAACUUCCAAAUGAUAUUCCUGGAUAUUUGAAAGGUUGCAGGUUUUUACCAAUAAUCAAUAACGAAAUUCCGGGAGCGAAUAAUACUCUUCACAAGCAGAGAUUCAUUAGCCUACAAAAUCUGGUUCUCAUAAUGUUCGAAACCGAUGAUAUUGUCAACCCAACUCUAAGUUCAUGGUUCGGAUACUAUCCUGACGGAGACCUCUCUAACGUCUUGCCUCCACAACAGACAAAUGCUUACAAAGAGGAUUUAUUCGGGUUGAGAACAUUAGAUGAAGGAGGAAAAGUGAAGUUCAUCAAGGUGCCUGGAAAUCACUUGGAAAUAACCAUUCCUGAAAUGCAGCAGUAUGUGGUUCCAUACUUGCUUGAUUCUGCCGCCCCUUGAGUCCCACUCCGACUACUUUCAGAUUAAGCCAUUUGCGGCUUUUGAUAAAAAAAUCACUGAGGACUUAAAAAUGUGAAACAAAUUAAACACAAAGUAGUAGAGAAGCUAGCAGUACAAUUAAUAAGUUUGUUAAUUAGGAUCUUGUUUCAUUUUUUAUGAUUACAUGUAGCACCG
Cuscuta epithymum is the source of this 1165-nucleotide messenger RNA. The record is from the annotation of a GenBank genome assembly. Lineage: Eukaryota; Viridiplantae; Streptophyta; Magnoliopsida; Solanales; Convolvulaceae.